Molecule: messenger RNA, 4578 nt
Organism: Linum trigynum
Lineage: Eukaryota; Viridiplantae; Streptophyta; Magnoliopsida; Malpighiales; Linaceae
Source: the annotation of a GenBank genome assembly
UGUAAAACGAAAUAAACUUGUUUGUAAGACAAAAUAGGUUUAUAGUCUGUCGGUUAACCUCUUUAUAAGACACCUUGAGAACUUUGGUUUGUGCAGUGUGUUUGUCAGACAAUUAUGUUUGUAUUUUCUAUUUAGUGUUUACCCAUAACGAGAAUUCACCAUGUAGGUGACUAUAUCCUAAUUUGGGGGCGAGAAUGAGAUAUUGUUGGCAGACCAAAUGGCGUGGAUCGAGUUCGAUGAAUGAAUGAACAAUUAAAUGAGUUGAUCGUUAGUGUUGACGCAAUAGGAACCUAAUAACUAAUAACUGUACAUUAUUUUGAAAAUUAGGUCAUUUUUUGUGAUUGGAAGUUGAGAAAAAUUGUUCAUUUAUACCCUACGUAUCAGGGUCGUAUUGGAUAUUAACCUAAAUGUUAUACUCCCUAUAAUGUCUACAAUAAACAUGUAUUAUUUUGCAAACAUUAAAAGAUUAGCCCUAUCUAUAGUCUAGCAUGGAAUCUUUCUUGUAUGCAUAGACAUCAUUUCGGAAUGUACUUGGAUUCCUGAAAAGGGAAGGUAAAGUUAUUCUCAAAACCCCUUAUAUCCAUAAAUAAUUCAUUUUUUGAAAAUUCUCUCCUACUAAAAAUUGUAGUCAUUAAAAAGUUAUGCGAAAUAAAAAAAAAAUCAUGAUUUUUGGAUUGUGGAGCACAAAGUUAUGGUCGUUCAAAGUUUGACGAAAUCGAAAAAAGGCUCGUUCGGGGUAGCAAACGACAUUUUUUCGAGACGAAGGCGGGACCCUUAUGGCGGUUUGCGGCUUGCAAGAUCUCGAAAAAUUAUGUGGAAUCAAAAAAAAUUCGCUACGAUCAGAUAACUGAGCACAAAGUUACGUUUGUUUAAAGUUUCGACGCAGGUCAGGCCUUCACCGCGGCCGUUUACUGCGGUGAAGCAUUCACCGCCUUUGUCGACAGCGGUGAUGCAAUCACCGUCUUCGUCGACAGCGGUGAUGCAAUCACCGCGCUUCUCUGCCGCGGUGAAUACCCAAAUAUACAUAAAUUGGGAAUUAUUUUCAUAACGUGUGUAUUUUGAGAAUUCUUUUUAAAAAAAUGUGUAACUUGUGAUUUUUUCCAAAUAGAGCCGGCCCGAAGAUACUCAGCCCAUAACUCGCCGUGACAUUGCUUUCCUUCCUCCCGGCGGCGUACAUGUCCGAGUCAGAGAAAGGAAAGGACAACUAAUACAAAAUAUAUAGCGAUCAGAGAGGGGGGUAAAUUAAAGACAGAACUUCCGCCGGCGGCAGCAAACCGAUUGCAAUGUCGUCGUCGACGCCAAGGCAACUGCCGGAUGAACUAGUGUUGAAGAUUAUUUCCCAUCUGGGGACGUUGAACGAAGUGGUAAGAUACAGCAGCCUGAUGUCCAAACGAUGGAAGGAGGUAUGGCGAUCGAUUGGCGGCGGGAUCCUGGAUUUCGACAAGUCCGACAACAUCAGAGCGUAUAUCCCGACCGAAGAACAGCUCCCCUUCGCUAAUACGGUCGACCAAGCUCUGACUUCACUCGCAUCUCAUCGAAACUUGGACGGCUUGAGAAUCGGGUUCGACUUUUAUGGGAUGGCAGAGCAAGCCCGGAGGUGGAUCGAAUUCGGGUUAACCAAAACAGUGAAAGAACUGACACUAAUCUCCUCCUCGCCGUAUCUCCCUCCCCUGACCCUCGAUUCCCUCGCCAAACACGACCUCAGCCGCCUCGAGGUUCUCGAAUUCCACGGCAUGAGGAAGAUUCCUCGGGCAGUUGUCCAGCACAUCCUCUGCAACUGUCCAUCCCUCAGACAAUUUGCUCUGCGCAAUUGCAGUUUCAGCGAAUUAGGAGGAGCGGUACUCGUCAUCAAUGUCCAAUCCAGCCACAAUAACCUCCAGAGCUUGAGCUUGGAUUUGGAAGCCCCGGGCUCCGAGGUUAGGAUCGAGCUCGUCUCUGCUCCCAAUCUUCAUACAUUCAAGUUCAGAGGCUCGCACGUCGAAUUUGGGGACAAUCUUCCUCGACUUCGGGAGGCGUGGUUCAGCGGGCAGUGGAUCCGCGAAACCAGCUCCCUCCCGUGGUCUCGCGCUCAAUUUGAAAAAUUCGCACCGCGAUUGGACCGCCUCGGGCUCCAAUUGGGGCCGAAUCGCUUUCGUCACCGUCUCGUCUCUCCUGUACCGGAGUGGUUGUUGUUCGAGAAAUUGAGGUUCUUGGGUCUGGAUCUGUUUAUAAAUACGUGCUUCGCUCCUUCGAGCUUGGUUGACUGCACCGUCCUGCUGAUUGCGGCUCCGGUUUUGCGACAGCUGACGAUUCGCUUUGCGAAUGCCUCUGAUAUGGAGAACCAGGAGUGGCGGGGCUCAAGUGCUGCAGAGUCGUCAUUGGAAUGGAAGCAUCACGCUCUGGAGGUGCUUCGACUGCACGGCGUGCAUCGGGAUCGGACUGCUUCGUUUUUCGUCUCUGCUCGCAGAAGACAACUGGAACUUGCGGCUUGCAUCAUCAUGAGAGCGCCUUCCCUGAAGCAAGUGCUUAUUGAUACCCGCCACCCGAGCUUGAUUCGCCGUCCUGCGGCCGAAUUCAGACUUCCCCAUGAGGUGGAUGAAGAUAUAUGUGAAGCCAGGAUGGAGCUGGACACUCAGCUCCAAGGUCGCUCUGCUAGCCCGCAUGUUCACUUCACUUAUAGGUGAUGGUAAUGUUAGUUUGUUACCAAUCCUCCCCCAAUAAUAUAUAUUAUAUCAAUAAUAUAUAUUAUAUGGUAGAGUUCUAUGAACUUUUCUCCAUUUCAAAUUUAUUGCAACGAGAGUGAAAAUAGGAAGGACAUUUUUGUCUUUACAAUUAAUGAUUUAUCUCAUAUAAAAAAUAUCAAUAUGAGAAUUCAAACCCGGGUCUCUUAAAACAAAGACAAAUAAUUACACUAAACAAAUUUGUUGUAUCUUUUCGAGUACAAAACAUACACAAAGGUAAACUUUGAAAAUUGGAGGAAUUUUCCAUCAUGAUUAGCAAGCCCACUAAGUCUACCGUAUGUAUUUUUUUGGUGCUUGAUACUUCAAUUUUCAUAGUAGAGUUUCAUGUAAUUUUCACAAUUUUAAAUUUUUUGCUCUCGCCUUAAUUUUUUUGCUAAAGGUAGAUUGGUAAUUGACUACCAUAGAAGAAACUAAUUAUGUUACUGCAUGUUGUGUCCUUGAAAUUUUCAAUUUAAAUUUAAAUUUAGUGCUUUUUUAUCUUUGUUCUUAUCUCUUUUAACUUCCUCCGAAAUUCCCUCCAUCGUGCAAUAGUUUGCGCCCCUUUCACUUUCCAAUACAAGGACGCCUUUGAAAUCAAUCUUUUGGUAGAGUUCUAUGAACUUUUCUCCAUUUCAAAUUUAUUGCAACGAGAGUGAAAAUAGGAAGGACAUUUUUGUCUUUACAAUUAAUGAUUUAUCUCAUAUAAAAAAUAUCAAUAUGAGAAUUCAAACCCGGGUCUCUUAAAACAAAGACAAAUAAUUACACUAAACAAAUUUGUUGUAUCUUUUCGAGUACAAAACAUACACAAAGGUAAACUUUGAAAAUUGGAGGAAUUUUCCAUCAUGAUUAGCAAGCCCACUAAGUCUACCGUAUGUAUUUUUUUGGUGCUUGAUACUUCAAUUUUCAUAGUAGAGUUUCAUGUAAUUUUCACAAUUUUAAAUUUUUUGCUCUCGCCUUAAUUUUUUUGCUAAAGGUAGAUUGGUAAUUGACUACCAUAGAAGAAACUAAUUAUGUUACUGCAUGUUGUGUCCUUGAAAUUUUCAAUUUAAAUUUAAAUUUAGUGCUUUUUUAUCUUUGUUCUUAUCUCUUUUAACUUCCUCCGAAAUUCCCUCCAUCGUGCAAUAGUUUGCGCCCCUUUCACUUUCCAAUACAAGGACGCCUUUGAAAUCAAUCUUUUGGUAUCUCUUGGUACUACAAUUUUAUUAUUGGGGAUUUAAGCUAAGCAAGUAGAAGAUUUCAACUCCGAUAUCAAUCCAUAACGAAUAGAAUGGAGUUCAAUAAAUGGAGUUGUAGGAGGAUUAGAGAUUGAAUUUUUGAUUAAAACAUAUGCCUCUUGAGAUAAAAAUUUGGUUGUACAACAGAGAGUGAUGACUAUUGGACCUUUAGGUUUAUGGUUUUUGCAACUAGGUCGAUUCUUUAUUCAACCUACUGGAACUGAUAAAUAAGGAGUGUCUAGUUUUGUGCCUUAUUACGUCGAUAGAGUCUAUUAGUAUAUUGGAGGUACCCUAAUUUUGUCGUUUGCUCUCAAGUUUUAUUGGUCCCCUCUUAACUGCGUUGUUAGUAUAUAGUUGACUUGAAUCAACAACUCUCAAUUUCUUUUUUAUUAGUGGCAUAUUGUUCCUAGAAGGAGAGCAUUGAACUAGGGAUGGCAAUUUAGACCUGACCCGUUUUACCCGACCUGUUUGGCCUGUUUUGGGGCAGGUCCGACCCCCAGUAUGCGGGGCGGGGCGGGCAUGUGUACCUCUCAUCGACCUAACCUACCACGACCCGCCCCAUUCUUGACCCGUUCUUGCCUACAUUACAUGUAAUCUUAGUCAAAUUAUUUAGGAUUUUCUCUUAUUACCUCAUAUUUUAGCUAUAAUAAACUUGUAAAUAAGUG